Knipowitschia caucasica is the source of this 1023-nucleotide messenger RNA. Lineage: Eukaryota; Metazoa; Chordata; Actinopteri; Gobiiformes; Gobiidae. The record is from the annotation of a GenBank genome assembly.
AUGCAGGCCGCUCUGAUCCAACAGCUCAAGAGCGAGAACCUUGAUCUGCAAGACAAGAUUGUGCAGCAGCAGGCGGCGAUCGAGAGCACGUCCCACGCUCUGCACCUGACGCAGACUCAGGCCAAUUCGUUACUGAAACACGUGGCGCAGAUGACGGCGCAGGAGGAGAUGAUGCGAGCGGAGGAGUGGCUGCUGAAGGUGCAACUCGAGGACAACAACAAGCAGUUCAAAGCAGCCGCCAACAAGUUCCAGACCGAGCUGGCGGAGGCACAACACAACGCCUGCACGAGCGAGAUCCACAAGCUGAAAAAACUCGUCAGCUCCUUGAAGUCGUCCCAGUCCAGAGCCGAAGCCGAAGCAGCAGAACUCAGAACGCAGACAAAGGUUCUGAGGUCAGAGGUGAAGGAGGAGAAACUGGGCAAAGAGAUGGUCAUUUACAAGACUGCAAGAAAGACCCAGCUCUUCCACAGGUACAGGAAGAAGAUGGCAGACAAACGAGAGCUGUUCUCGACUAUGACCACGAUGCUAAACUCUAAAGUAUUCUCUGUGCGUACGAGCCCGACCCACAGCAAGCAGGAAGUGGCAGAGCUCAGGCGGGAAAACCAGGAGCUGAAGGAGAAGCUGGAGAACCGCCCGGACGAGCCGUUCAAGCAGUUGUACUGGGCCAAGAAGACCAUCAACAAACAGCAAGAGAAGAUCACGCUGCUGAAGGCCGAGUGCAUGAUGUACUACGAUCUGAGCACCCGCAAGAAGGAGGAGAGUGAGGCGCUGCAGCAGGAAGUGGCCCGGCUCAAGCAACAGGAAGUGACCCGGCUGAAGCAUCAGGAAGUCACCCGGCUAAAGCACGAGGAGCCAAAUCAGAGAGCACACACGCUGACCAGAACCAGAAUCCCAGCGGUUCACGCAAUACCAGUGUUUAAUGAUAAAGGUCUGAUCGUGAGCGGGAUAGUGAUGGGAGGAGGGACACUCAAGGGGAAGAAGCUGGUCCAUAAGAAGUCAAGUCUGGAACCAAACCACAUCUAA